AUGGUCUUCUCACGCCUAGUGGGAGCCGUCUCCCUCCUGUCUUUCGCUCUUAAUACUAUCGCUGCUCCUCACGCCGUCCAGUUCUCCAAGCGCGCCGACACCGUCAAGUUUGAGAUUGACCUCACCUGGGAAGAUGUAUCACCAAUUGGUGACUCGAAGAAGGGUAUCCUGGUCAAUGGCACUUCUCCAGGUCCUGCCCUGAAGGCCAGCGUUGGCGACACUGUCGAGUUCCUCGUCCACAACAACCUCGAGACCGAGACCACCAUUCAUUUCCACGGUAUUACCCAGGCCAAGACUCCCUGGGCCGACGGUGUCCCAGGUCUAACUCAGAAGCCUAUUCAACCUGGCGAGUCAUUCCUCUACAAGUGGGAGGCUGAUGAGUCUGGUGUCUACUGGUAUCACGCCCACUACCGCUCUCAGAUCAUGGAUGGUUGCAUGGGAGCCAUUGUUAUCAAGCCCAAGUCAGAUGCUAAGCGCCCAUGGAGCUUUAUCAGCAACGAUACCGAAGUUCAGAAGCAGUUGACUGCUGCUGAUGAUACCCUUGAGCCCGUCUUCGUGUCCGACUAUGUGUCCCGCACAUCCGAGGAAUUCCACGAUGCUGAGAUCCAGGGCAACCUUGAUAUCGCCUGCGCUGAUGCCAUCAUCAUCAACGGCAAGGGCUCCCGCAUCUGCAAGUCCCAAGAUGAGAUCAACGCUCUGACCAGCCCUCGUUAUAACAACCUCCUGUCUGGUGAGGUCAACCAGCUUACGCUCAAGGGCUGCCUGCCACCUCUGCCUCAGACCCAGGGUGCCAACUUCACCUUCGAUGUCAAUGCCAUCCCAUCUGAUGUGUACUUCGACUGUGAACCCACCGAGGGUGAGCAGGCAACGAUCGAGGUCGAUGGCUCCAAGGGUUAUGCUGCCGUGACCUUCAUCGGCUCUGCUGGCUUCGAGCUCCUCAAAUAUACCAUCGAUGGCCACAAGUUCUGGGUUUAUGCGCUGGACGGCCACUACAUCGUUCCCCAACUCGUUGACACUGUUGUCAUCAACAACGGCGACCGUAUCUCGUGCAUGAUUCCUCUGGACCAGACGCCUGCCGACUACACCAUCCGUGUGACCAACCAGGGUCUUAACCAGAUCAUCUCCGGUUUCGCCACUCUUAGCUACAAGGGCUCCGUCGGUGCUGCUGCCGAGGGCGACUCUCUCGCCAUCAUGAACUAUGCCGGCACCAACUCGACCCUCCCUAAGAUGUUCGCCGCUCCCAAGGCUGCUCCAUACCCUCCCCGUGAGAUGGCCCAGACUCCUGACCAAACUUUCGUCUUCACCAGCAAGAAGUUGACAAAUCCCUUCACCUGGACUCUGACGGGCAAGGAGUCGUUCAAUGUCACCCGUGAGGACGAGACCCCUCUCCUCUUCCAGCAACCUAAGGAUGUCCCGAAUGACGAGGUCAUCAUCCGUACUGAGAUGGGCCAAUGGAUCGAUCUCAUCAUCAAGAUUGCUGGCCCUCUUGCCCAACCUCACCCUCUGCACAAGCACGCCAACAAGCUCUACGUUCUCGGCCAGGGUGUUGGUGACUUCCCAUUUGCAUCUGUUGCCGAGGCCCAGGCCUCUGGUACUCUCCCUCCCACUGCCUUGAACCUGCAGGCCGCACCUUACCGUGACGGGUAUACCACCAGCCCGGCGGAGGGCAACAGCUCUUGGAUCGCGCUCCGCUACCAUGUCGAGAUUCCAGGUGCAUGGCUCUUCCACUGCCACGUCCAGACCCACAUGAACGGCGGUAUGGCGUUCGCCAUCCUUGACGGUGUCGAUGAAUGGCCAGAGGUCCCAGAGGCCUAUCUCAACGGCACUGGCCUCACCAAUACCCUCGAGAAGAAGGGCAAGGUCCACCCAGCCUCAUAA
Messenger RNA from Cyphellophora europaea CBS 101466, 1878 nucleotides. RefSeq lists its product as uncharacterized. Gene Ontology annotation, molecular function: oxidoreductase activity; copper ion binding. The transcript has 2 exons. The coding region runs from base 1 to 1878 and encodes 625 amino acids. Lineage: Eukaryota; Fungi; Ascomycota; Eurotiomycetes; Chaetothyriales; Cyphellophoraceae. The record is from RefSeq and is a predicted model, not a curated record.